AUGGCAAUGGCGUCGCUGCAAAGCUCAGGGAUGUUGACGAAAGAGCAGAUGGUUUAUCUCUUUGACCAAUUCGAUUACUUGACCUCGCAAUCUGAUGUGAAGAAAAGACUCUUCGACGCCGUGGAGGACAAACAGGAAGCUGUAGCGGUUACAACUGCAAUUCAAGAAGAGAUAUUCUUGGAGAUGGGAAUUGAGCCAGGAUUUGGUAUUGGGUGCUUGGGAAAGCUGAACUCUGCAUAUGAAAACGAUAAAGACUUGAUGAUUGGUUUCUACAAGUUCCUCGCUAAGGAGGAGAUGGCAUGUGAAGAAGCUGAGCUUGGAGCUGAUGGAUUUGAACUUAAAAUGAAAGCACAGCAAGAACUACAAGACCGGCAACUGGAGAUGUUGAAGUAUAUGCGUAAAUUUCCAUUGGAUGACCAAUCUGCUAUCCUUAAGAAGAUUCAGAAGCAACUAGAAAGUGCGGAUUUUGAGCCUGAGGCAUCGCUGCUGUCAGGAGAGGAAAUGGCUGAAGCUGGAAGAAGAAGAGUUUCACCUGUUUUUGGGAGCAGAUAG
Molecule: messenger RNA, 552 nt
Organism: Microthlaspi erraticum
Lineage: Eukaryota; Viridiplantae; Streptophyta; Magnoliopsida; Brassicales; Brassicaceae
Source: the annotation of a GenBank genome assembly